This is a messenger RNA of Caenorhabditis auriculariae, 1646 nucleotides long. NCBI's taxonomy places the organism in Eukaryota, Metazoa, Nematoda, Chromadorea, Rhabditida, Rhabditidae. The record is from the annotation of a GenBank genome assembly.
AUGUCUGCUGUUUCGAAGAGUUACGACAACAAAGGCGAUCCAAUCAUUGCUUAUUGCACAGAUGUAAGCGGUUUCCAGAUUUUCGCGGAAUGAUAUUGAAGGAGAUUUCUUAGCGAACCUUACUCAUUUUUGUUCUAGCGCACUACCAAGCAGCAUGCCCUCCAGAAAGAGCUCACGGAGGCUACUCUCAAAAAUGCUCCAAUGUCCAUGAUGCUAGGAGCUCCCGAAGUAUUAACCAAAAGUCGAUUAAAAAAAACAGGGUCCGUUUAGGUUCUGACUUUCGGGGAAAACUUCCUGCACUUGAUCGGUGCCAAACGCGUUCUGGACAUUGGCACUUACACUGGAGCUUCUGCUUUGGCGUGGGCUCUAGCUCUUCCGGACGAUGGAGAGGUGUUUUUUUUUGUGUCCGCGUUAUGAUUUUAGCAUUUUCAGGUCUUCACUUUCGACAUUUCGCAUGAAAACUACAAGAAAUACGGUGUCUCAGUUAUUUCCAAAUGCGAGAAAACGUUCAAAAAGAUCAAGGCAAUUGAAGGACCAGCUGUCGAGGAGCUUGGUGAGGGUUUCUAAAAGAACAUCGAAAUUCGAUGAGUUUGAUAUUAUCUUCUUAGACCGCUUCAAGUUCUAAAAAAAAAAAUAAGAAUGACUACAUAAUACAGACUGAAACAGAACAAAAAAAUUGUCGCUAUCCAUAAUUUUUUUGUUUCUGUAUUUUUUUCAAUAAAAAAAUGGGUAUGAAACUGUUUCAUUCAAAAAAAUAACAUCAGAUAGAAUUUAUUUAAUAAUAAUAAUUUGUUCACCCACAAGGUGAUAAUAAUAAGGUUUAGAACCCGUGUGAGGUCAUACUCACGGGUAACUUUACCGGAUUGGGUAUACAAUAGAUAAUCUCAGUAGAUAAAAGUAUACGUAUAAGCAUAAUGAGAUUUUUUUUGAGAUUAUUUAUAGUAGCCUUCUAGGGAUGCUGACAAACAAUUCAAGAACUUUCAGCUUCUGUUUUUCAGAGCAUGUUAUCGAACACGAAGACCAUAAUUUUUGUGAAAUUUCAAAUACAUAUUUUUCAUACUUUCAAAUAACUAGCCAGGAUGUCAUAAAAUUGCAGAGAAACUUGUUGCGAAUGGUCAAGCUGGAACGUUCGAUUUUGCUUUCAUUGAUGCCGAUAAGGUUUGUGAAGCUGGCCCGAGUAAAAUCACGAUUUGUCUUUCAGAGCAAUUACAGCAAAUAUUAUGAUCUCGCCUUGCAACUACUGCGUAGCGGUGGAGUUAUUUUCGUCGACAAUGUAACUUUCUCGCUUUUUUUUGAAUUCUUUUAUACUUUUCAGUCACUUUGGAGCGGCAGCGUCACUGUGCCUGCUAAGCGUUCUGACGAAUCAACCGGGGCUAUCCAUGCUUUGAACGAUAAGGUGACUUUUUUUUACAAUCUAUACACCGUUAUCUCGAUACAACAGCUUUUGAUUUUACUCAAAACUUUUAUUGCAUCAUUUUCUUUGAUGUUUUAAAAAAACUUUUCUUUCUUCGUUUCAAGUUAGCAGUGGAUUAGAAAAAUUUUCUGGAUCACAAUUGGUGAUUUUUCUCAAGAUCUUCGCCGACGACCGCACGAGAUCUGCCCUUCUGAACUUUGGCGAUGGUCUUCACAUUGCUUUCAAAAAAUAA